Bactrocera latifrons is the source of this 2043-nucleotide messenger RNA. It is a transcript of the gene bor, whose product is annotated as ATPase family AAA domain-containing protein 3-A. Gene Ontology annotation, cellular component: mitochondrion. The transcript has 7 exons. Gene Ontology annotation, biological process: mitochondrion organization. The coding region runs from base 144 to 1916 and encodes 590 amino acids. Lineage: Eukaryota; Metazoa; Arthropoda; Insecta; Diptera; Tephritidae. The record is from RefSeq and is a predicted model, not a curated record. Gene Ontology annotation, molecular function: zinc ion binding; ATP hydrolysis activity; ATP binding.
CAAACGUGUAUGAAGAAGAAUUCGCCGUAAUCAUCACGUUUUUAUAAAUUGUUCUACGGAAGAUUACACACAGUGAAUGAGUAUUUGAUUCUACCACCAUUUCUUUCAGUUGUAUUAAAGUGAAAAUAUCAUAAUUUUUGAAAAUGUCCUGGUUACUCGGAAGGAAUAGAACUCAACAACCUCAAGAACAAUUAAGUGUGGAUGGAGCGGACCCAGAAGGUAAAACUGCCGGGAGUCGUAGCGGUGAUGCUCAGCUCAGUAAUGCAGAGCGAAAGGCCAUGGAGGCUUAUCGUUUUGAUUCCUCAGCUUUGGAACGAGCUGCGGAAGCAGCACGGCAAUUGGAACGUUCAAAACAUGCCCGCGAAGCUUUGGAACUUUCCAAGAUGCAGGAAUCGACUAGGCAGCAAGAAUACCAGUUAAAGGUCAAAGAGUACGAAGCUCACAUUGAGCAAGCAAAAGUUGAGCAAAAACGAAUUGACCAUGAGGAGAGACGAAAAACGUUACUUGAAGAAACAAAACAACAGCAGUUGCGGGCUCAAUAUCAGGAUCAGUUGUCAAGAAAACGUUAUGAAGACCAAUUGGUUCAACAACAGCGAGUCCAAGAGGAAAACCUGAGAAAGCAAGAGGAAAGUGUGGCGCGUCAAGAAGCCAUGCGACGCCAGACCAUUGAACAUGAAAUUGAGAUGAAAGAAAAAAAUCGCCUUAAAUUGCUGGAACAUGAAAUGCGUGUUAAGGCUAAGGUGGAUCGUGAAAACCGCGACAUAAACUUGGAACAAAUACGUCUGAAGGCCCAAGAACAUCGAACAACUGUGCUUGAAGGCAUACGCACUGCUGGAACAGUUGUUGGCGCUGGAGUUGAAGCCAUGCUCACUGACUGGGACAAGGUAUUGACUGCAGCUGGUGGUUUAUCACUGCUCGCAUUGGGUGUUUACGCUGCAAAAGGAGCAACUGGUGUGACAUCACGUUACGUAGAAGCGCGCAUAGGCAAACCAACAUUGGUUGGUGAAACAUCGCGAUUUGCAUUUCUUGAUGCCAUACAACAUCCAAUCAAGUAUGUGCAAAAGCUGCGUUCUAAACCAGCUGACGCUUUAAAGGGUGUUAUUUUAAAUCCCAAACUGGAGGAACGUCUUCGUGACAUUGCUAUUGCAACGAAAAAUACGCGCGUUAAUAAGGGAAUGUAUCGUAACGUAUUGAUGCACGGUCCACCCGGUACCGGUAAGACAAUGUUUGCCAAACGUUUAGCCGCCCAUUCGGGUAUGGAUUAUGCCAUCAUGACUGGUGGUGAUGUAGCACCUAUGGGUAAAGAGGGUGUCACUGCCAUCCAUAAAGUGUUUGACUGGUCACAAGCUAGUCGUCGCGGUUUACUACUCUUUGUGGACGAAGCUGAUGCAUUCUUACGCAAACGUUCAUCGGAACACAUAUCCGAAGAUUUGCGCGCUGCUUUAAACGCAUUCCUUUACCGCACAUCUGAGCAAAAUUCCAAGUUUAUGUUGGUGUUAGCUUCCAAUACACCCGAACAAUUCGAUUAUGCCAUAAAUGAUCGUCUCGAUGAGAUGGUCGAAUUUUCAUUGCCUGGCUUAGAAGAGCGUGAACGCUUGCUACGACUGUAUUUUGACAAAUAUGUGCUGCAGCCGGCUUCUGAAGGACACAAGCGCUUCAAACUGGAUCAAUUUGAUUAUGGUGCUACUUGUACGGAGAUGGCGAAAAUCUGUGCAGGCAUGUCCGGCCGUGAAAUUUCAAAGUUGGGAGUCUCUUGGCAAGCAGCGGUUUAUGCUUCCGAAGACGGCCUUUUGACCGAAAAAAUGGUUUUGGAUCGUUGCCAUGCUGCUGCCCAUCAACACAAACAAAAGAUGGCUUGGUUGUCCGAGCAAGAGCGCAGUGAUCACAAAUCUAUUACCGGUGGAAAUAGCACAUAAUUGCUAUUAACUAGGGUAGAGAAAAUUAUAUUUCCAAAUAAUGCCGGCGCUAACUUCCUUUACAAAAACGUUUAAUGACGUCAAUGCGUGGUAUGAGUGCGGUUGAUUGAGUGUACCAGCAUUUAAA